UUAGGUAGGAUGAAACUCUGCCUUAUUUUGCUGGUUGUUGCAGUCAGUGCAGAAGAAAUCCAAAAACAGAACAGUUGCAUUGAAGGGUUUCCAGGAAUGCCUGGAAGCCCUGGACACAACGGCUUACCUGGCCGAGAUGGCCGAGAUGGAACAAAGGGAGAAAAAGGAGACCCAGGUGAGGCAGGACACCCAGGGAAACCAGGCAAAGAUGGUAUAAAUGGAGAAAGGGGAGAACCAGGAGCUGAUGGCAGAGUCGAAGAGAAGGGGAACAAAGGAGGCAAAGGGGAAAGAGGCUGGCCUGGGAAAUUUGGACCCAAAGGAAUUCCUGGCCCUGUGGGUGACAAAGGUCAAAAGGGCGAGCUAGGGUUACAAGGACGAAAGGGGAUAAAAGGGGAUGUCGGUCCCAUUGGCCCUCAAGGAAUUAAAGGUGAAAUUGGAUUCCAAGGAGAUAUAGGUCUGAGGGGUCCCAUUGGGCCCAUGGGUCAUCUUGGUCCUAAGGGAGAAAUUGGAGGCCCGGGGCCAAAAGGCAGUAAAGGAAUUCAAGGUGAAAAGGGCUGGAAAGGGGACAGGGGAGAAAAGGGGGACCUUGGUGCGACCCCCAUCAUCCCGAGAAGUGCCUUCAGUGUGGGUCUCACUGCUGCCACCAAGCUUCCCCCUUCCAACAUUCCCAUCAGAUUUGACAAAGUGAUGUACAACGGCUUGAAUCAUUAUAACACCGCCACUGGGAAAUUUACCUGUGUGGUCGCUGGUGUCUAUUAUUUCACCUACCACAUCACUGUUUAUUCAAGGAACGUGAGAGUUGCUCUGAUUAAAAAUGGGAUCAAGGUGCUCCAUACCGUAGACAGAUACCAGGGGGUUGAAGACCAGGCCUCAGGAGGAACAGUCUUGGAGCUCCAGCAAGGCGAUCAGGUGUGGUUGCAGCCCCACGGAGGUGAGACUUACAAUGGGUUGUAUGCAGAUCCAGACGAUGACACAACCUUCACUGGCUUCCUUUUGUUUAGUACUACUCCUACAGAGAUGCCAGAACCCAUUCCACUCUUAAGCACAUGA
Molecule: messenger RNA, 1050 nt
Organism: Euleptes europaea (tarantolino)
Lineage: Eukaryota; Metazoa; Chordata; Lepidosauria; Squamata; Sphaerodactylidae
Product: complement C1q and tumor necrosis factor-related protein 9A-like
Exons: 3
Coding region: 10-1050 (346 amino acids)
Molecular function (GO): protein binding
Source: RefSeq, a predicted model, not a curated record